Molecule: messenger RNA, 726 nt
Organism: Penicillium oxalicum
Lineage: Eukaryota; Fungi; Ascomycota; Eurotiomycetes; Eurotiales; Aspergillaceae
Exons: 2
Coding region: 1-726 (241 amino acids)
Biological process (GO): regulation of DNA-templated transcription
Molecular function (GO): zinc ion binding; DNA-binding transcription factor activity, RNA polymerase II-specific
Source: RefSeq, a predicted model, not a curated record
AUGCAAAAUGCGACCUUUCAAGCCUGUCAAGCAUGCUACAUGCGAAAAAAGCGCUGCGUGACUAGUCCCGAUCAUUCUCAAUGCACCUACUGUCUCAGAGAAGGACAACGCUGUCUGCCCAGGAAGCGGCCAACAAAACAAUCCACACAGUCUCAGCCGCAGGCAACCAAGAACAAAGAUAACUCGAGCGCGAGCUCAUCCCCCGAAACCAUCUCAACCCGCCAGACAUACGACACGCCUCGCUCCUACAUAGAGUCAGAGAUACCCCCUUGGAGCGCAAUGUACUCCAUGGUUUCGGAAGCCCUGCGUCUCAUUCCACCCGAGGGUUCUUUUCCAAAACAGGCACCACCAAGGAAACGCCCUGCAUCUGAACAUGAUGAAGACCAGGUUGAGAAUACUGAAAAUUCAGACAAAGGGGACCGGGAACAGGAUCCACAGCAUGGAACCCAGCACUCAGGUCGACACAAAAGAAGUUGCUCGGUCUAUGAGGCUAUUUCGGCUCGGCAGGCACCGCAUGUGAUGGCUGCGGGCCUGGACUCUGCCCGCUGGACGACAGCAGGCGAGACGCCAAGAUCACCCAACACCCUGAAAUCAGAACUUUCCAAGACUGUGAAGGUUGUCAACGUCGACGUCAAUACCAAAGCUACCGGGGAGAGUACGAUGAUUCCCAAAAGCCCCAGCACGGGGGCCUUCUUCGGCGAGCUUGAUGCGUUGUUGAGAUUUUGA